This is a messenger RNA of Hevea brasiliensis (rubber tree), 2406 nucleotides long. RefSeq names its product L-type lectin-domain containing receptor kinase IV.1-like. Gene Ontology annotation, cellular component: plasma membrane. The record is from RefSeq and is a predicted model, not a curated record. The transcript has a single exon. Lineage: Eukaryota; Viridiplantae; Streptophyta; Magnoliopsida; Malpighiales; Euphorbiaceae. Gene Ontology annotation, molecular function: ATP binding; carbohydrate binding; protein kinase activity. Gene Ontology annotation, biological process: protein phosphorylation. The coding region runs from base 21 to 2228 and encodes 735 amino acids.
AUUAAUCCCUCCUGCCUAACAUGAUUAGCUCGCAAAAUUUGACUACUUUACCCUCCUCUUUGGCUGCUUGCUUCCUUUCCAGAAUUUCAUGCUCAGGAUCUCAUAAAUUGUUUCAUGUGGGACAGCGAUGGAUGGGGCUGCGUGAUCUCAGAUGCAAGCAGCCAAAGAAAGUUAAAAAGAACGUCGAGAUGAAGAAAAAUUGGUCUAGGCAAGCGCAAGCCAUGUUAUUCAAAGCAGUCCUUUCGGUGUGCCUCUUAGUUUGCUUAGCAGCUUCCCAAGAUCUCAGUUUCCGCUACAAUGGCUUUCGAUCCGCCAAUCUAAGCCUUGAUGGUAUAGCUGAGAUCACCUCUAGUGGCCUUCUGAGGCUCACCAAUGACACCAAGCAGGAAAAGGGUCACGCCUUUUUUCCAAACCCAAUAACUUUCAAGAACACAAAUGGCUCUGUUUUCACCUUUUCUACUACCUUUGUCUUUGCUAUUGUACCUGAAAUUGCAAGUAUUAGUGGUCAUGGGAUUGCCUUUGUGAUUGCACCAACAAAAGGCCUCCCUGGAUCUCUUCCCAGCCAGUACCUUGGGCUGUUUAACAAGACCAACAAUGGUAAUGAUACCAACCAUGUUUUUGCAGUGGAGCUUGACACCAUCUAUAGCAGCGAAUUCGAUGAUAUCAAUGAUAAUCAUGUUGGAAUAGAUAUUAAUGGGUUAACGUCUGAGGAAUCUGCCCCAGCAGGAUAUCAUACUGAUUCCAGCGGUGGGCUCACAAACUUGACCCUUGCUAGCAGCCAACCAAUGCAAAUUUGGGUGGAAUAUGAAGGUACACAGAAGCAACUUAAUAUCACUUUAGCUCCGAUUAAUAUGGGUAAACCCAGUAUUCCACUUUUGUCUGUAGCUCUUGAUCUGUCACCAUACUUUCUAGAUACCAUGUACGUUGGUUUCUCAUCAUCCACAGGCUCUGUCCUAACAUCUCACUAUGUAUUGGGUUGGAGCUAUAAGAUGAAUGGCCAAACUCAAGCACUAGAUCUUGCUCAACUUCCUAAGCUUCCGCGAAUUGGACCUAAGGAGAGAUCAAAAUUUCUAACCAUUGGGGUGCCCACAAUUUCUGUAAGUGUGGUUUUCAUAGUAAUCUCUGGUUUAGUUUAUUUCAUAAGAAGGAAAAGGAAGUUUGCAGAAGUGCUUGAAGAUUGGGAGCUUGACUAUGGGCCUCACAGAUUCAAAUACAAGGAUUUGUACAUAGCCACUAAAGGAUUUAGGGACAAGGAACUAUUGGGUAGUGGUGGAUUUGGUAGGGUUUAUAAAGGAGUGUUGCCAUCUUCCAAGAUUGAGAUUGCAGUAAAAAUGGUGUCCCAUGAAACAAGACAGGGAAUGAAGGUUUUUGUAGCAGAAAUUGUUAGUAUUGGUCGGCUUCGUCACCGGAACCUAGUAACGCUCUUGGGCUAUUGCCGGCGCAAAGGAGAACUACUUUUGGUCUAUGAUUACAUGCCCAAUGGAAGUCUCGACAAGUACCUGUAUGAUCAACCAAGGGUCACCCUGAAUUGGAGCCAAAGAUUUAGAGUCAUAAAAGGUGUAGCUUCAGGGCUGUUUUAUCUGCAUGAAGAAUGGGAACAAGUUGUGAUUCACAGAGAUGUCAAGGCUAGCAAUGUCUUGCUAGAUGGUGAAUUAAAUGGUAGAUUGGGAGAUUUUGGCCUUGCUAGAUUAUAUGACCAUGGAACAGAUCCUCAAACUACUCAUAUUGUUGGUACUCUUGGUUAUCUUGCACCUGAACAUACUCGAACUGGAAAGGCCACAACAAAGACUGAUGUGUAUGCCUUUGGUGCCUUUUUACUUGAGGUUGCUUGUGGUAGAAGGCCAAUAGAGCGAAGAGAACAAGCAGAGGAUGUUAUCUUGCUUGAUUGGGUGUUCUCCUUUUGGGUCAAAGGUGAAAUUAUUGAGGCCAGAGAUCAAAAUUUGGGCCCAGAUUAUAUACCAGAAGAAGUGGAAUUGGUGUUAAAACUUGGUUUGUUGUGUUCGCAUUCAGUGCCUGAAGUUAGACCAAGUAUGCGCCAAGUUCUGCAAUUCUUAGAUCGGGAUAUUCCUCUUCCAGAAUUGUCAUCACUUGGCCUCUCUGCAAGUGGCCUAACAUUUGCACACCCUGAAGGUUUUAGCGAUUUUGCCAUGUCCUAUCCAUCUUCCAUGAACCUGGCAUUCUCGCAUUCAUCUUCUGUAGCAGCGUCCCUUCUUUCAGGGGGCCGCUGAAUUUCUCUCUCUCUCUCUCUCUCUCUCUCUCUCUCUCUGUUAAAUAUUAGUUUCUCACUUACUCUUCCCUUUUCAUCUUGCUUGUAUGUAUUUACUGAUAAUAAAGGUCACUGCCUCCUGGUUUUAUAGAAAUUAGGGAGCAAAAUAAAAGGGUGCACAGCAACAGCCUUUUGUUCUA